Salvelinus fontinalis (brook trout) is the source of this 2483-nucleotide messenger RNA. RefSeq names its product cyclin-dependent kinase 5 activator 1-like. Gene Ontology annotation, cellular component: protein kinase 5 complex; cytoplasm. Lineage: Eukaryota; Metazoa; Chordata; Actinopteri; Salmoniformes; Salmonidae. Gene Ontology annotation, molecular function: protein kinase binding; cyclin-dependent protein serine/threonine kinase activator activity. The transcript has a single exon. Gene Ontology annotation, biological process: brain development; activation of protein kinase activity; positive regulation of cyclin-dependent protein serine/threonine kinase activity. The record is from RefSeq and is a predicted model, not a curated record. The coding region runs from base 349 to 1242 and encodes 297 amino acids.
CGUUGAAGGAACUGUCCCUGCUGGUUUUGACUCUCCGAACAUUCCCUGAGUGUGAAGGUCUGUCUGUAUACAGCUGACUGCUUGUGGGGUAGUGCGCUGUAGAGGGAGUGUCGUGUGAGGCGACCAUUGCCUCCUGGAAUUUCACUCAUCAAUAUCCACUCAAUUCCUAUGAGAAUCUAUUUCCAUCUGUCAACGCAAUGGACCCGCAUAGUCAAUGGAUUUAAAUUCGCUGCUCUGACUUGACCGCUGUCGUCUAGGACGACUUCUCCGCAAGCAAGGAACGCCGCCCGCAAACGAGGAACGCCGUCUCUCCAGGCUGUAGCCUACGCCGUAGCCUACGCUGCAAGAAUGGGGACGGUGCUUUCCAUAUCUCCAACAUCUAAGAAGGAGGCUAUUCUGGAUGACAGAAAAGAGGGUGACCACGCAAUCAAAACGGGGAGCGUAAAGAACAAUUCCCUGCUUGUCCCAGUUCUCACAUUGAAGAAACUGUUUACCACAUCGACCAAGAAAAAUAGUUGUAAGCAAGUCAACCCAAACGCCGCACAGGUGAAUAACAGCCACGUAGACCAGCAAAAUAAUGAAAAUAACAAAAAAUCCCAGCAAUCGAGUACGGAUGGUAAGAAAGCACCACUCGCUGUACCAGUACCGGCCGUUCCUACCCAAAGCCUUGAACCUAACCAGCCCCAGGUCCCCUCUGAGAAUGUGAAGCUUUUGCCUGUCCAAAAGCAACCUAGUAAAGUAGACCUCUCGCCGAGGCGUGUGAUUAUCCAGGCAUCGACCGGGGAGCUGUUGCGCUGUCUUGGCGAAUUUAUGUGCAGGAGAUGCUGUAAAGUCAAGCUCACCUACAGUGAGGUCAUCCUAUGGUUCCGAAAUGUCGACCGAACCCUUCUCCUCCAAGGCUGGCAGGACCAGGGAUUCAUUACACCUGCUAACUUAGUCUUCGUCUACCUGCUCUGUAAGGAAUCGAUACCCGAUGAUAUCGACAGCGCAUCCGAACUCCAAGGUAUCUUCCUGCUCUGUCUCUAUCUAUCCUACUCGUACAUGGGCUGCGAGAUAUCAUACCCUCUGAAACCAUUCAUGAUUAUGGAAAAUGAGGAUAAUUUCUGGGAUUGUUCUAUGAGCAUCAUCAAUAACACGAGUGCCAAAAUGUUGCAGUUAAAUGCAGACCCGCACUUUUUCACGGAGGUGUUUCAAGAGCUAAAAGAUGAAGGCGAGUCGAGGGACAAAGACUUGGACCGUUAAAUCAAAGGAGAGCUCCGAUGUAUGUUUCUCAAAAGCCCUGAAAUAGUGGUUUGAAUGUAAUAUUCAACAGUUUAAGGCCUAUGCCUACGAGAUUAGGAAAAUCCAAUCUAAAGUGAAUAUACAUUUCUAAGACAUGCGUGUUGACUUGUACCAGUGAGUGUUAAAACUAAUUGUAUUGCGUAACCACGGAUCAGUAUAUGCAUGUUGUAUUCUGAAUGUAGGCCAAUCUUCUUUUGUACACUUCUGCGAAUACUGUAGGAUAGUCACGGGGACUCCGUGGAUCAAUGGAAUGUCUGCAAAUACACAUAUGUGGGUAAUCUGGACUACUUUUAUAAUUGCCUUGAUGUUCACUUAUGGAGUUAUGUUGUGGGCAAAGAAAAGCUGUAUUUUAUGCGUCGAGAGGUGGAGCUAUCCAAGGUACUGGCGUAGCCUUUACGCAUCGUAAACCUAUGCUAGCACUUAGGACAUUGAAGGGAAUGCACAAAGAAAGAUUCUUUAGCAUAAUUUGUGCCAAGUAUCACAAUAUUAAACACUGUGGUUUACAUCAUUAUUUAUUUGUAACUAUUAUACCAGAUUGUUUCCAUUUGAAAAAAUAUAUUUUAAUUAAAAAAAUAAUUGUUGCCAUUUUGUUGAUGUACUUGUUGAAGUGACAAAAAAAAAUCAGUUCUAAUGGUUUAUUAAUGUUAUUUACCCUAUUUGUGAACUCGUAAUGGUGCAAUAGUUACUGGUAAAAGCUGGUGGUUGUUUUCAGCAUUGUCGGUGCAUCUCUCCAAUCUACUGUUUAUCUGUGGCUCAGUGCUCUGCAUUGAAACAUUGGAGCCUGAAAGAAGGCCCUGGCAACAUCAUGUAAUUGUGUUUAUUUAAACUAGUGCAGCAUUCACUAACAGUAAAGCGUUUACGUUAUUUAGUGUCAUGGUAAUAUGCUAGUGCUUGAAGGAACUGGACUGUUACCCCUACUAAUUGGUUCAGAAGAUGGACUUUUCUUCGACAUCUGAUGAGCCACCAUGUUCACAGUUAGCUGAUCUGUUACUGUGGCUCAUUUGCAUAUGUUUAAUCAUACAUGGCUUUCACUUGCACAAUGUGAUUAUGUGCUCAGAGCAAUCAGGAACCACUCUGGUAUAGCACUUAUUUCUGGAGAGCUGUUCUCAAACAUAAUGUAACUUAAACAAUGCAAUGAUACACUAGUGAACUGUCAAUACUUGUCUAUGUUAUUGCUGUGGAAUUAAAGAACUUGAAGUACA